Molecule: messenger RNA, 7601 nt
Organism: Bolinopsis microptera
Lineage: Eukaryota; Metazoa; Ctenophora; Tentaculata; Lobata; Bolinopsidae
Product: E3 ubiquitin-protein ligase UBR5-like
Exons: 37
Coding region: 132-7232 (2366 amino acids)
Biological process (GO): positive regulation of canonical Wnt signaling pathway; protein polyubiquitination
Cellular component (GO): nucleus; cytoplasm
Molecular function (GO): ubiquitin binding; RNA binding; zinc ion binding
Source: RefSeq, a predicted model, not a curated record
UGGGAGAUGUACAUUUGGUUGCUCAAUCUUAUCCAGAUAACACUGUCAAGUAUUUCAUUGAAAAAUUGAAAGAUCAUCUUGCAACCAGCAAUGAUGAUGAACAGAGUAUAUUUGGAUCAUUGCCAGAAGUUAUGCAGUGCGUAAUCAGCAAUACUCAUAUAGUAUUUCUACUUACGAAUGGCAGAAUUUGUCGCUACAAAUACACAGUCAAGACAGAGGCAAGUUCUGGCAAUGCCAGCAAGUUUACAUCGACAGCAGAGUUGGAAGGGAGAAGCUCUAAGGCUCAGAAGAAAGAUUCAGACAGUUGGGAUGCUGCACCAGACAACAUACUUCCCAGUAUGAGGACACUUAGGAGGCUGUUUUCUCAAAGGCGGGGAAGGAGAGGGACGUUAGUGCGUGGCCGGACACCAGCCGGCAGGUCAUGGUUAGCCUUCAGACCAACUGUCCCUGCUUCAGAGGUUCCAGAAGAGUCUAUACAACAGUGCCAAAUGGUACUGCAGGGUAAAUCACGAGCUGCCAUAAUAAAGGAGCUGCAGAGAACAGGGUUGGAUAUCAAUGAAGCAGUUAACAACUUGCUGAGUAGAGAUGAUGAUGAUGGGGAGGAGGAAGGGAGUGACUCCCUCGUUGUGUCAGGAGAUGAUGUAGUAUCCUGGUUUGACAGUGGAGUUGAAGACGGUAUAGACCUGGAUUUCCUCUACCCUGACAGUGAGACGGUAGCUAUAAACUUCCCACAGUUGCGCAACUCUUCAUCUAGUUCGAGCUCCACUACAACCUCUUCUACCAGAAAUAUUCUUCUCAACAGAAGAUCUACUGACUCUACUCCUUCAUCUUCUACCACUACUGCUGAGGGGGUUACUCGGCCAGCAACAAGUAGAGGGAUCCCCUCUGUCUCCACCUCCAGCUGGGACACCUUUUCCUCACUCCUCCGUGACAGAAGAUCCCUAACGGAGCGCAUAUCUGACAGACGCGCUUCCUCUCAACCCGGCACUUCUUCCAGCACUGCCGAUAAGCCGGAUACCUGGUCAGUAGUAUCGGACCAGAAAGAAGAGUCUCGCACUACAGAUGUGAUCUGCGAGGAAGUAGAGUGGUACCCUAGUGACCUGUAUUUCACACACAUGGGGGCUAUGUACUCCUUCCUGCUGGCUCUAGACAGGGACGGCAAGUUACAUCGCUGGAGUUGGGAUAGUGAACCUGUUCAUUCCGAUCAACCAGGAGACAUGAUAACAGAAGACCCACCCCUCUACACCCCUCCCCUCCCCGACCUAAACCUCUCCGACAAGAGAAUAUCCCACCUUGCUGUAUCACUGUCUCGCACUACUAUUCUCACUGAGGAUAACCAAAUGGCAGUACUUGUGGAUCCUGAACUGGACAAGAUAGCUAACUUGAUACAGAUGCCAUGCAGGGAGUUCCCAGAGUUACGUAAUACUCAAAUCAGUUCUAUGGUAUCUACUGACUUCUUUACUGUGCUAUCUACUAAACAGGGGCAGCUCUACUGGUUUGGGAACUACCCGGUGAGAAGUGAGACAAAAGACAAGAGUGGAGUAAGUAAGAGCAAGACUAAAGCAAGUACUAGUACUCCCAGUGCUUCCGGUAGUGCCCAGAAACCGACUAAACAGAUAGUGGUGGGGAGCAAGGUAUCACUAAAUAGACGACCCCUGUACCACAUCGGAGCACACGGUUACUGUGUGAGGAAGGGAACACCCUGUGUCGGGGUCCUAUUGGAGGACUUGUGGGAAGGCAACAAGGAAGCUAGGUUCGAGGUGAUGAGCGGCAGAGAGGAAUGGGGUAGUGAGGUUACUUGGAACUUGCAGUCUUGUGUUAUAGUUCAGGAUAACGGACCCCCUGUGCACGAGGUAGUUAAGAUAGACGGUAAGUUCGCUGCUGUUAUACCCGCCAACUCUACUGGAGACGGAGCUGACCCUGCUGACCUCAUUAAGAAUUGCAGGUUACUGAGAAUAGAGGAUAUCCAUUGUGUUGAGGACGCCAGAGUGCCCUCCUCAACAGGAGAGAGGAUCGGCCACGUGACCCUCAAUAAACUAGACGUACCAAACACACUAUCUGCUUUCACCGCUUCAAACAGAGGCAUACAGGCGAUGGUACAGGGGUCACAGAGUAUAAAGCUAGUACAUUACACCCUCCCCAGCUGUAAGCCCCACUCUCCCGCCCUCUUUCCGCAAGACUCCUUCCAGUAUCUCAACAGAAAACCUGUCAAACUUUACUCAUUACACACUGAGAACAAGGGUGACUUCCUGAUACUAGAGGACCACAACAGAGCAGUAGUUCCACUAGCGUACGAUGAGGUAGGAGGUAUCAAGAACAUCUCCUGGAAUAAUCUACCACCUGUAAAGGUGUCCGCGUUCGGAUCCCACUACGGAGCUAGCCAUGAGGUUUCCAUGAUGGUGCUGGUGACUCAGAGAACAUAUCUCAUACCCCGGAUAAGAAGUAUGAAUGUUGCUGCAGUUAUGGUGCUACUCAAUGAGCUUCCCAACGCUCCAGAUAAGAGUAUACUGCUGGAAACAGUAGGGUGUAGCCACAAUAUCCUGCACGUUGCGGUGACUACCUGCAUACCAAGCAGCGACAAGCACGGUAAACCAGACACAAGCAGUGAACCACAGAGACCAGCCUCCGUUAUAGGGGACCAAGGUGGUUUUGCGUCACCUUCGUUCUCUCUGCGGGAUAUGAUGCAGCGUGCAGUAUUCUAUCCUGUAGGGGUCACUAACUCUGAAGGGACUGCCUCUCCUGACACCUGGUCAGGACUACCACAGGAAGGUUCUCCCAAACUUGGCAAGAAGGGCUCAGUGGCUAACAAUAAGGGGCUGUAUAUCCUGACUUUACUGCUGAGGAAUGUUGAUGUUAAGCCCUACCUACACUCCUUGCUGAAACACAGGGACGCUAACGGAUACACUCCCUUCAUGUACGCUGUCAGAAACAGGGCCUACCCAGCUGCCUUCGCUAUUUACGAUUGUUGUUACGAUAUAGUGUACAACGACAUCUCCACACCUGACACACGGUCCGAGACUGAGAAACGCCGGGAGCUAGAAGAACUGUUGUGUCCUAGUGACUCUACUCCAAUAUCUCAACCUUUAUACAUGCUGUGUGAUAACGAUAAUUGCAGCUUCACCUGGACUGGCAAACAUCACAUCACACAGGAUAUCUACGAGUGCAGAACGUGUGGUCUAAUGGAGAUAUACUGUUGUUGUAGUGAGUGUGCUAAAGUCUGUCACGCUGGCCACGAUUGCAAGUUAAAGACCCUGUCACACACAGCCUAUUGUGAUUGUUGGGUGAAGGGUCCGUGUUGCGCGCUCGUUGCCGGGGACCAGGAGGUCAGAAUGAGUUUAUUCAAACAGCUUCUUAAAGACACCAACUUCUCAGAGCUUCACAAUGACAAAGGAGAGCCGCUCCUGUUUACGCUAGUACAAACUGUUAUCCGACAAGUGCGUGAACUCCGUAAAGCACAGUCAGCGCAGAGCUUCAGAGCACGUGAGUCACGCCGUGACACGGCUGCGCCCCCAACUAACCUGGACCCUCCCAAGUUCUGUAACGAGGCACUGAAGAUAGUGCUGGCUGACUACAAGGCUGUGAAGGCUAUGUUAAUUGAGGGGUGUUCUGAGAAACACAAGGGACAUUACAACAGGAAUGUGACGGUAUUAAGUUCGGAGGAGCAGAAACAGUGUCUGAUAAAGCAGAGCGGUACAGCUAAACUAGACUGCUUUACCUACUACCUCGUCACCAAGUGCACUGCUGAAAUGCUUCAGAUUCUGAUAAACACACUGAAGUCGUGCUCCACGCGGGAUAAGGAAGCUACCCUGCUCACUGAGCGGUUUGUAAGAAGUGUCAUCAGGGUCUUCAUAGCCCUCUCCCUCCAAGUCGCUUCUCCUGCUAAGAAAAAGAGCACCCAGUUCCCCAGUUCCAAGUGUGACCAAGUGUUCAGGUCACUGCCCCACGUUAGUAUCAGACUGCUUGCGGAGUCUGCUAACGCUAUUAUCACUCCCGUCCGGUUUGGUAUCUCCAGACCAUGUGCCCUAAUACCUCAAGUUAACACUACCAAGGAGGCUAUUGAAAAUAGCACUGAGUUCUUCUCAAUCCCACACCCUCAGAGACGUGAAGGGAAGAAGUCUCGGAGGAGAGUGGACUCGUCCCGACAGGUGGAGGAAGAGGAGAGCGAGAGUGAAGAUAACUACAGUGACAGUGUCGGGUCUGAAGACGACUACAUCGUGGGGGCCACUACAGACACCUCAGAUGACAGUAACGUGGAAGUAGAGGAAGGAGACAUUAUGAACCUUGAUUUCAUGACGUCACGCCGACAGAGGAUCCCGGCCUCCUCCUCCUCCUCCACCGCCAUGACUAGUGUUCCACAGGCAAUGCAGUGGGUGAUCAGACAAAUGCAGCCGACCCCAGCCGCUUCCAACAACAAGUCAGAGUCCACCACAAACACCAACACUAUGUUAGCCAGCCUGUUUCACUCUCUCAUUCACGAGAUGAGCAACGUGUUGAGCCACUACGAACAAGACAGCGUUAAAGAUAGUCCUAGCGUCAACGAUAUCCUACACCAAGUUACUAAGGAGUUAGGAUCAGUGUGGAUGUGGAUCGCCACUCUGCUGGAUCAGACAGAAUCCCAGCUGAAGUUUGGAGCAAGUUUAGCCACCACUUCAGACCUCAGUCACCUUCCCAGCUCCGACCUUGCUCAUCUUCCUCGCGGGAGCUCGUCACAAGGAGCGAGCACAAGUAGAGAAGAAGAAGGAGGAGGAGGAGGGGGAGGAGGGGGAGGAGGACGGGUUCAAAUGAAGAGAAGAAACGGAAUUGGAGGUACACGUGCUCUCAUGGCAACAGCUAAAGACUCCUCCAAAGUGAAAUCUCGGAGGGACGCCAUCGGUUAUGUGUUAUCUUUAGUGCGUGGCUACAGUAACGAACAUAGAGAUAUGUUACCAAGCAUUGACCUGGCAAGUCUGAAGUUUGCCGCCAACAUAUUUGAUUCCUUGGUUUACUACCUCAGGAACGCCUUCCAGCCAACCCCUAUCUUGGGCCCACUUGACGACAUAAUUCCGAUAGAGGAGUAUGAUGAUGAUACCCAAGAAGCUUCCUUUUUUGCUGAGUCCUUGUUUGAUAGUGAUGACGAGAGUGUUGAUCAGUUCACAAGUGGAGGGAAGCGACACAGUUUCUUCAAGAGAAGCAACUCUACCACCUUCCUAGGCUGCCCUGCCCCGGACCCUUUCUCCACCCCUCUCUCUGAAGCUCUGCCCCUGGCUGAUAAACCCCACCUGCUCACCUCCACCGCUAGAAAGGAGGACCUGUUCGGAGCCCCUGUCUCCCACUUCAACCUGCCUGGUAUCUCCUCCUACUCCCAGCCUUGCCCUGUACUCACUAACUUACAGGCUGUUAUUCCUGGCCUCCAGCCUUAUAAUAACAACUUUUUAAACCCAAUACUCCCUUACAUCCCCCACUCAGACUCACCAUACGAGUACAGUUCUAUUAACGGGCCUGCUUGUGUAGAUAACCUGAUAGGCAGGUGGAGGCUCUGUACUGAACUGUUUGGCAGGAUAUUCGUGGAGGAGCUGGGCUCAGACAAGGACUCCGUGCUAGCUGAGCUAGGAGGGUUUGAGGUAAAAGAGGCCAGGUUUAGACGGGAGAUGGAGAAACUGAAGUCGUCCCAACAGCGGGACAUUUCUCUAGAAGUGGACCGGGAGCAAGGUCUCCUCCUCCCCCAGGCUCUCACUCAGAUGAACAGUGUGUAUGAGAAGAGACAAGUUACAGCAGGGUUCAAGUGUCCUGCUCUGGCAGUUCAUCGUGUAAAGGUGUCCUUUAAGGACGAGCCAGGGGAGGGUAACGGUAUUGCGAAGAGUUUCUACACUGCAAUCUGUAAAGCUGUGCUAUCCAACGAGGACCUACCCUCUUUAGCUAACAUUUUACCUAAACGUGACGGCAAGAAGAUAAAAGAUAGGAAAGAUAAGAAGGAGGAUGAGAAGAAGUCGAGGACCACGAAGAUAAUCAGUACUGGAACUAAAGACAACAAAAAACAGCUGAACAGUGAAGCACGGGAGUUUAUUCCAAGUCACCUACUUGAGGAGAGUGACAGCAGAUCCCUGAUACCACACAAGCAAACCCUGGGUGACCGGUUAUACCCCCGCGUCUCCAAGUACUUCCCAACCCACGCCGCUAAAAUAACCGGCAUGCUACUGGAACUGUCUGCAGCGCAGAUGCUCUUGCUGCUGGCUAACGAGAGCUCACUAAAACACUUUGUAGAUGAAGCUUACAAAGUGAUCCUGGCUAAUGGUGGGGAGGCUGAGCCUAUGGAAACCUCACUACCUCACUCAGAACCUCAACCUGAGGAGGAUUCAGACCUAUCCCCGCUGUUCUUCCAGCCAGACAAAGCCGGGUUCUACUCCCCCCGCACAGCCCAUAACUCCCCGGAGAGGAUUAACUGUUACCGGAAUAUCGGCAGGUUUAUCGGCCUCUGUCUCCUCCACAACCACAUCCUCCCCCUCCCCAUGUGCCGACACGUUCUUAAGGUUAUCAUAGGUAAGAAGAUCAGCUGGCACGACCUGGCUUUCUUCGACAGUGUCCUGUACGAGAACCUGAGACAGCUGGUGAUAGACGCGGAGCAGAACCCUGGUCAGAUUGAGAAGUACGAGCUGACAUUUGAGUUGGAGGGAGAGAGUGGUAGAGGGGCUAUAGAGCUGAUACCUAACGGAGCUACUGUCCCAGUAACAGCAGCUAAUGUGUAUGAUUACGUGAGACUUUACACCAGACAGAAGUUAAUAGGGUCAGCUAGGCCCGCUCUGAGGGCUAUUAACGAGGGUGUGUCGGAUGUUAUCCCCCGGAGCUCCCUAGGUGGGCUCACUGCUGAGGAUCUGAGGUUGAUGCUAAACGGGAGCGGGGAGAUCAGUGUGGAGCUGCUGAAACAGAUAACGCAGUUUAACAAUGAAGCAGGCCCUAAUGAGCCCCAGGAGAAGAUAACCAAGUUUAAGAAGUGGUUCUGGAGUCUGGUGGAGAGAAUGAGUGUAGCGGAGAAACAGGAGCUAGUCUACUUCUGGACUAGUUCCCCCGCACUACCAGCCACGGAGGAAGGGUUCCAGCCCGUCCCCUCGAUUACCAUCAGGCCCGUCUCUGAUAAUCAGCUCCCAACUGCUAACACCUGUAUUUCCCGUCUCUAUAUCCCUCUAUACUCUUCUAAAUCCGCUCUCAAGACUAAGCUACUGAUCGCCAUCAAAACUGUAGGCUUUGGAUUUGUAUAGAGUCCCCUCAUCUCAUACCCACUACAGGAUUACUGCUCAUUGACAGCUGACAGCUCCUUAUAUGGGCAUCACGUGACAGCUCUUUGAUUGGGACUAUUUUUACUGGUUUGAUAGUACGUUUUGUGCGCUAAAACUAUUUUUACAAUGAUCUUUUCUGGAAAUGUGACAUGUAAUAUUGGGCCGUAUCGGGAGACUUAUCAACGUUGGUACGUUCUGAUUCUUUUUGAAUUUACCAUUACAAGGUUUGUUCUAUUAUAAAUUUUCAUAGCUCAGAAAUCAAAGAUGUAUAUCAUUUAACCAGGAUGGAACACAUUCCAAAUUUAAUAAUCUUUACAUUUUAUUGUUAGCUGCAAAACAUGAUUUAAAUGA